AUGCUUGGCUUGAGUGGGAAAUGUGUGCAAAUCAACCCUGGAGAUGAAGGCAGGUAUGACAUGGUUGAGGGAAUUCGCCUUGGUCUGGAGAGAGAGUUUCGAGAUUGGAAAAGUCCAAGAGGAACCCACAUGGUUCCUGAUUCAUUCCCAUCACACCAGAGCAACAAAGGAUCCAGUGCAGAGGAAGUAAUAUACGAUCUUUUGAAACAGUGUGGCACCCAACGUAAGGAACCAAUGUUUGUGGUUCAUUCAUGUCCCUUUAGUGAACAUAUUCCAGAAAGUGGAAGGAAAAAAUCCUGGAUCAUGGGAGAGACAGACUUUGUGAUAAUUCACAAGAUCCAUGGGCCAAUAUAUAUUGAGGUAAAGGCCACUGAUACCGGUAAAAGUUACAAAGAGGCGGAAGAACAGCUUCAGAAGGGCAAACUUGCAUUGCAGAAGCGGUUUGAAGAAGCGGUGAAAGGAGAAAUAUCAACAAAAAAGGUUACAGAGAUGUUUAAGUAUCUUCCAGCUUUUGUGGCAAUGCCAAAUUGCCCACGUCCAUCUCCAGUUUGUUCUCAAGAUAAUGCUCUAUAUCAGGAAGACUGUUCCAGCCUGGAGGCAUUUGUAAAAUGGUGGAAUGAUCAUGUUGCUAAUUCAAGGCAUCCUGCUGUUAGUCAGAAGAUGUAUGAAUGUCUUGUGAUCAGGUAAGCAGGAUUUCUUCUAUAACCCCUCAUAAUGAUCUCUUUGAUUUACGCUGUACAAGGAUAGUAUUCGCUCUAAAUAGCACUACAGUGGUGCAAAAUUCACCUUUAGCUUAGCAUAUGUGUACUUGUAAGUAGCUGUUCUAUAAUAAUAUUUGCCAUGAUUUGUGGUUCACCUAUUGGUAAAAUGUAAUAAAUAUCAAGUAAUAUUACUAUGAUGACCAAGAAAUCUGAUUUGUGAUUUUUUGUUCACCAAUGUAAACUGCUGGUACACUGCAUUACCAUGAGGUUUUCAAAUUACCACAAAUUAUUGAAAAAAAAAAAAAAAGUUGAUUUAACUGCAUGUAUGGCGAGGAUGAAGAAUGUGCAAGCAGUCGUAAGCUUCAAUCACAAACGAUCGUGUAACCAUAACGAAACUCUGAUUUCAGCUUCAUUCACACGGCAUUUUGACCCACAUUCAAAGAAAGAAACAAAAGCCAAUUAGCAAAAUGCAAUAUUCUUGACUGACAAUUAAUCAAAUCAUGAAAAAUGUCUUGAAGCAAAAGUACUUUUCUCAUUUCAUUAAAAUGGAGAAAGUAGUGUGAUUGAAGUGUUGCGGAAAAUCUUUUUUAAAACCUUGUUUUCUGUUUGUUUGUAUCUUAGCCUACUUCGCAUUUGGAAGGCAAAUACUUAACUAGAUAAACCUUCCCUGGCUUAACGCCUUCUUUUUACAACCUUCACAACAACUACGUUUUCUUUAGAACUUCUCCUUUGUCAUUUACAGUCAGAAAACUGUUUAAAAAAUAAUAGCUUGUGUUUUUUAAACACGAGGCCAUACAUCAUCUCAAAUUUAUCUUACGAGUCACCGUAAGAAACUUGAAACUAGCGAUAUAGUUCUCACUACAUCUGCCUCCACCUUAGAUAUGCCGUUUAUUCUGUAAUAAGUCUUCUAACGUUCAAUUUACAAUAUCUUUAUUUCUAAGUUCUUAGGUUAUGACAUUUUAAAACUUCGCAAAAACGUUAUAGUGAUCAGGGUUAAGUACUGAGAAGAGUGUUUAAGGCUAAGCACUGACUCGAAAUGGUUUGCUUUCUAUUACUGUUAGGUUUGUCACUACAAAACAUUAUGUAAAACGAAAACAUAACUUGCAGUAGAAUCCACUGUGGUGUACUACUGUGGUAUAGGCGAUGGAUUUCGGUUUCUAGGACUGCGGGUUCAGAACGUGCUUUUGCCACAUCAAUCUCCUUUUAUUUCUAAAGAAAACUGAAGGGACUUAGACUUACAAAAAAAGAUUAUAAGAGUAGAAAUUUGAAGAGACUCAGAAAUUUCAUGGCAGUGUAGCUAAUAGGGGAAGGCGGGGGAAGGAACUUGUUCUGGAGGAUGCUGACCAGUCAAUGACAUGUUUCCAGAAUUUUCCACUACCACCUUGCGCGCUUACUGAACCAGAAUAGAGUUCUGAAGUGUGAUGUCAUAAAAAAUUAGAUUUGUGAAGUCAUGGGAUUUGUCAGGAUCUUCUAACAUUGCAACAUCCAGGAGGCCUACUUGCCAAUAAUUGGCCUUUCGGGGCGAAUCAUCUCUGAGAUAUUAGCCCUGUUAUACUCCUCAGAGCAUAACUGGGCUACCGUGUAGCAUGAAAAUUUUGCGGGUUCUAAUUUUUGCGAAUUUUGCGGAUUGACCUCGAUCCGCAAAAAUUAGUUCCCGCAGAGAAAAAAACCCGCAAAAUAAAACGCCGCAAAACUUAACUCCCUUCAGUCAAAUUAAAAACUCUGCUUUUAAUGGACUUGUUGUGUAUGGUAGGGAUAGGCUUUUGUUUUGUUUUGCUGUUGUUCAGUCCCUUUGUGCAGUAAGAUAUUACAGUGAUUACCGUAUUAUUCUCCAUUAAAUAUGUAAGUAGAGUGAACUUUGACUCAACAUACCGUAACAUAAAAGUUCAAAAUACCAUAUUAAGGUUUCUUCCACUUAAAUAUUCUGGUACUUGAACAGAGAAUCGCAAAAAUUAGUUCCCACCAGAAAUUUUAGUCAUCUCGAACCGCAACCAUUUGUUCCCGCAAACCACAAAAAAUGGCCAAUCCGCAAAAUAAAACUCCCGCAAAAUUAUCAUGCUACACGGUAAUAUCUCAGAGACAAUUUGCCCCACAACUUUAGUUUUUGGCAAGUAGGCCUCUUGGAUGUUGCUCUUUUACUUAGAAUAUCCGGACAAAUCCUAUNAAAAAAAAAAAGAUAUUUUUCUCUGGUGGGUGAUUUUGUGGUCCCCCCCGGGUUCCCGCGGGGGGGAAAAAAAAAAUUUUUUUCCACCGUUAAAAAAAAAAAAAAAAUGUAAUGUUUAGUUCCCGAAAAAAUCCCCCCCCCCCCCCCCCCCCCCUCGCCUCCCGACUUCCCCACGGGGGGCAACGGCAAUUCCGAGAGGAGGGGUGUCCAAAAGGAGACAAUUUCCGAGAGGGUGGGGCAGGGCGGUUGUUUAAAGAGGUUUUUUUCAGGGGGCCUGAGUAAGAUUGGUGAGUUAUUAAUGAAUACCGGCUUUUUAAUGUUGAGCAAGCUUUCAGUUAUUUUACUGUUACCGGUGUUUCAAAACAAGUAUUAUUGUUUGCAUUGAUCAUCAUUUUUAUCUACGGUCGGCUAACUGCGUUAUUCACGGCUUACGCGAUAGUUUUCUUUAAUACAAUUGCCAUCGGCUCAUGAAUGAACUUCCGGUUAUCUAGCUGUUGCGUUAUUACACAUUUGAAUCACCGUAAUUUGGUCGUGUUCUAAGCUUUCUUGUAAGAUGUCGAAGUAAUGAAAAUCUUGGUGUUUAGUUUGAAUGUAACUGGUUCUUUUGCAGAUGAUAUUCGUGUAGUCAGUAGUGUAAGGUUUGCCUCUAUGGUUAAUUAUUACUUAGGAACGUCCUUGAGGUUAUAAGACACUGUACUAACAUGAAUGAAAAGAUUUUUUUUUCUCAUUUUAUCGCAGAAAAAGUUAUAUUUCGCAUAAUAGUAUAGUGCAACAACAUUUUUGACACAAAUAUUCUUUCCGGAGGGUACCCAACCAAGUUGAAAUAUUACGGAAAUUCCGGGGGGUGGGGGUAAGGCAAGCAAUUCUAGGAAUGUUUUCUGGAACUACACAACAACUCAAACUCACCUGAGAUGCAACUCCUCAAAGCUAGCAAGUGAGGUUAGAAACUCUUUAGUUUUCUGCGUUACUCUGCUGUAAAACCCUGCAUGAACUACAAAAACAGCCAUCGAUGAAACCACAAUACAGUGGCCAUAUUGAAUUAAUUAGAUUUAAGGAAUAUGGGAUGCCCAGGGGCAUUGUACUCGCUCAGUAUUUACGCGCGCUUUUCGGGGCAAUUUUUCUUAAAGGUUCCUAGAAUAAGAUUGUAUUUGUAAUGGGAAAAAAGAUCGUUCGGCCGUGUUUGGAUGUAAUAAUGAUCGCCGUUUUCCCGAGAAAUAUAUGUUUAAAGACGAUACCAGUUUCUACGGAAUGUCCAUAAUAUUAAUUAAUUCCUUUUUUACUCGCGUUUAGAAUCAAUAUCUGACCUCUUCUUCUUCUUACUCCUAGUUGGUUACACUGGAAGCCUUUCCAUGGGAGCUUUUCUCUUACGUGUUACUAUUUCCCGAUCAUAGCCCUUCAAAAAGAGCGUGGGAUGAGGAUGACUGUCGACUGGUCUUCCAAAUUUAAAAUGAUUUGAGCAAACUUCAGUCUUUUCGUUCACCUUACAUCCCUUAAGCUUCAGUAGUCUCGUCCACGUACCCAAGUGCCUCGGGUCCUUCCAAGGCCAGAAAUGUACUUCUGGUUUUCCUUCGAAGAAGCUGGUAUGGUCUUUCACCAUAUAUUUCUUGGGAAAACGGCGAUCAUUUUUACAUCCAAACACAACACAACGAUCUUUUUUCCCAUUACAAUCUUACUCUAGGAAACCGUUAAGAAAAAUUGGCCCGAAAAGCGCGCGUAAAUACUGAGCGAGUACAUGCCCCAUUCCUUAAAUCUAAUUAAUUCAAUAUAUCGGUAAAAAGGUUGCGACCUCAACCAAAACCCAAGUAGACUAAACACAACAAAGGAAUCUUGUACACAUUUGUGUUUUUUUUCCUUGGUGGCAGUGGAAAAACAUGAAAAGUUAAAAAAAAAACAACGUAAAAUGACAAAACAAAUUUCUAGCUGCUGCGUUUUUAGCCAUCAAUAUUCACUUGUAAAAAUUAUGACCAAUCUUGGUCAAGGUUGUCAUUUGUAGGCGGGAACAAGGAGCAGUGACAAGCGAGGAAAAGAAAGUCAAAUUUUUGCAUAUAUAUUAUUAACAAGUAAUCACAUGAUUUUUCUCGUGCAAUUUGGGGUAAAUCAGCACUCGUAAUUUUUUCGGGGACCACAAAAUUUACUUGUGCUGAUUUAACUCAAAUUGCACUCGAAAUCAUGUAAUUACCUAUACAAAUGAAACAACAGGAGGGCAAUUUGUAUAGGCAUGUGUCAAUUUGGGCUUAAGAAGUGUCUCAGGCCUGUUUCAAACGUCGUGCUACUGCCGUGCUAAGCUGGCUCGACUGUAGCUCGACUGCAAGCACGGCACUAGCACGACUUGGUUUCAGACGUCGAAUUUAAUUCAGUCGAAUAGAACGGCUGUUGACGAAAACAAAACACAAAAACAAAGAAACGGUUUAGCAAAUUUUUAAAUGUAUUCAAAUGUAUUUAUAGUUUAAGAAUUGAGUUCGGCGCGGCGGUAACACGACGUUUGAAACCAAGUCGAGCUACUGCCGUGUAAAACGACAAGGCUUGCCGUGCUACACGGCAGUAGCACCACUUGGUUUCAAACGUCGCGCUACUGCCGUGCUAAAGUCGAAUUUAAUUCGAUCAAUUGAGUUCGGCACGGCAGUAGCACGACGUUUGAAACGGGCCUCAGAGGCAUUUUGUCCAAUUUGUUAACGUUCACUACCAGCAUUUGCACCCUGUGUUCUGGAGCUGAAUGAAGUAUAUUGGGUGCGACGUACGACAAACGUGUUCCUUGGCCUCGAUGUCGCUCUUGAGAGGACAGUUUUUCGUUUCGAAAACAGUACAUCGAAGACAAGAUACCGGCUGAAUGUUGUUACGACCCUACAUUUCGCGCACAUUUAUUGCGCAGCAGGGAAAGAUGAGUACGAUCAUUUUUCGUCAAAAAGUAUCCAAUAGAUAUAUAUGCAGCAGUCAAUGUAAAUGCCCCACGGUGGGACUUUAAAAAGUGUACAAAUGUCCCUCCCGGGACAACACCAAAAUUACAUUUUCCUGUAAAUAAGCUGCAAAUACCAUAUUCGUGGGAAAUGUGUAAUAAUUUGUUCAAAACGCGUGAAGCACUUUACGCAAAUCGCUCUUAUAGCCGCUAGUUAUAAUUAUUGCAAAAAAGAUUACGUUGAUCUGAUUAAUAUCACUGACAGAACUGUAAACUAGUAUUUUAAUAAUGCCUUUCUUAGCGGAGCUCUCUCGCGCGCAGCGGAGCACCAUGGGUAACAAAAUUUGGUAAACUAUCCAUCCGAGAAAAUUUGGUUAUGACGUAGGUACGCCCGCCCACCCGUACACCCGUACACACACUUCAUAUAAGCCGAUGUCAAAUGUCACAAUAGAUCUUGCACAACUUGACUAGCCUUUCAGUUAUGUAAGCCAUCCGUAUGAGUACGAUUAGAUUGACAGCUGUCAAAAUCAGACGAUUCUGGAAACCUUGAUGACCUUCAGAAGCAGCAUCUCGACUGGUAAGCCUGAGCAAUUAUUGUCUUUGAUGUGUUUUUUUUUUUUCGGUUUCCUGAAGUCGAGUGUAUGGUUUAGGCGGCCUAAGUUUAUACACGAGCAAUGAUCUAACCUACAAUAGUAUCAGGUUUAAAAAGCCUUUAGACAUUUUUUGACCCCAAAUUCAAAGAAAAGGUUCCGAAGAAUAUUUAGUUAAGAUUUUGGCUGUAAACUUAAAGCUCUGAGCGAUUUUCUUGUCUCGAGUUCAUCUUGAAAAAGAGCAAACACCGGCAAGCCGGCUUAAAACAUAAAUAAGCUUAUGCUUACCUGACUCAUGAUUUUCAGAGACACUUUACUCUCAAUACUUGUCUUCGUGAAUGAAAAUUGUUGUCUCUGUACAUGUUUCACCGAAUUAUAUUUAUUUUAUUGAUUGUUAGUAGUCCCUCUCGCAAUUUUUAUCGCUGCACCGGUUGCUUCCAGUCGAACAUAAACAUCGCAUGCAGGAAUAAUCAAAACGCCGCGCGUAAAUAUCACUCGCUUUUAAAGAUUACACAUAACAAAACCAUAAACAGUUUUAUAAAUAAAGGGAAAUAAAACCUAAACAUAACAAAUUCUCUAUCAUGUUAAAGCGUAAAUGGUAACUCUAUUAAUCGCACUGCAAAUUUGGUGCCUGUCAAAAGUGAGAACCCGUCCGGCUAACCGAAAAGGUGAUUUUGGGAAUUUUUUUUGUCGUUUUCACUAAAAGCCCAUAAUUAUUACCCUGCAUAUCACAUAGGACCAGAUUUUUCUAACUGAAAAGUCCCGGCAUUAUGGAAUUCUCUUCAUGAAAACGUUUUAAAAUGUGGUCAAUGCUAUAAUUUGUUGUGCAAAGAAAGCGCGUGCUUUGAUCGUCCUGGAUAUUGAAUGAGUGCAAUUUGUCCUGCAAAAUUGUGAAAAACUGCAGAAUUAUAGGUUUAAAUAGGGCAAAAAAGGACAAAUUCUGUCCGAGGUCUGUAUGAUAAAAAAGGGCCUCAUGGUACUGUUUACCUGAGACGUGAUAUAUUCAUAUAGAGGUUUGCGCUAUAUGUGUGUAAAUUAUCAUUAUGAUGAUGAGAAAAAGUAUGUUUAAAAGGCUGGUUUACACGCCACCAGAUUCGUCGCCAAGAUUUACUUACUUGUAAAGUAAACUUGUCGAACACAAAAAAUCCCGCCUGAUUUUUUAUUUUGGCCUCCCUUUAAGACAGAGGAAUGCAACAUGUAAAUUGGCUGCCACCAAGGACAAUCGAGGCGCGUGUGUGUCUAUUUCGGGGUUGUCCAAUUAUCCAUAGUCUCUCAAACGGAGCAAUGUUGGAGAGACUGGUGAAUGCCACAUUAUGAUGCAACAGCUAAUGCAAAUACAAUACACGAAUAGGUGUACUUGUUUUCCAGACCUAAUCUACUGUGAUCGAACAUGAUUGCUAUUUUUGGGUGUACGAACAAGACUAUUAACUCGAUGUAAAAUUUGUUUCACUCUUGGACUGUCAAAUUAUUUUUCUCUAAAAUCACUUAGCCUUUCAGGGGCACCCAACGAGAAUAUAGUUCAAAACCACUUAAACGUAGCAUUGUUAAACGUAUUUUGGUAUUAAAGCGGUAGAUAUAGACAUAUUUUUAUCCCCUAAAAAUUUUUCAUCUGUACGGAUUUCCUAGCUGAAAGUCUAGUGAUUCGAAAAUUAUAGGGAUCAAAACUUACCUAUUCGAAAAUUUCGGCCAGAAAAAAGGCUCCCGAAAAUUGUAGGUGACCUUUUUAGCGUAGAAAUCCGUCAAAAAUGGGCAAUUAUACCAUUUUUUAGAUGUUCGAAAAUCCUAGGAGAGGCGGACAAGCAAGAAAUUUUGGAAAAUUUUGUUCCGAAAAUUCUAGAUCUCAAAUCGUCUUCCGAACAGAUAUUUUGUCGUUGGGUGCCCUUGGCCUUUGCCUCAAAAGUCACAUGAAUGUGCCGUGAUCUGUGGAUUACAAGUUUAUUGUUUGAUUUAAAUUAUGAAUUUGUUAACGGGAGCUUCGUUUUUAGCCCUGGCAAAAUCUAUUUAUUAUUUCUGAAGAUAUUUAAUUUAGUGAAUGAUAAAAAAAACCGACGAGCUUAAAAUGAGUGUAUUUUCUCAACAAGAUAGAACCGUUUUGACAGCGUAUUAAUUGUCGCGGCAUUGAUCGUACAAUACACAAAGUUUAUACUAGCUUUCAAAAUAUAUCUCGCAAAGUUUUUUUUUUUUUUUGCCUUAACUAUUCGCGCACAAAGAAAUUGUCUUUUCCUUUAAACUCUUCAAACGGUACACUGAUUGUUUUUUUCCUCCAUGUGCGAACUGAUCACGAUGGCAGGAAGCAGUUUCUUAGACGCAAAAAAUUCUGUUGGGUAGGGAAGAGUUGAAGGGAAAACCACACAUAUCUUUUUUAAAGCAUAUGUAUUAAAAAUAUUCUUUAUAGAAAUAUCUAAAGCUGUCUAAAUUGGCAUGGGACGACUUAGCCACUUCUACAAGAAUUUACAAAUGCCCCACCCCCGGGCAGAGGUUUUCUGACAAAUCCCAUCGCUGGGACCGACAAGAUGACAAAUGCCCGGGGGGAUGGGCACGCUUGAGCUCGUUUGUUUACCAACAUGCCGAGAUCCUCUCCGAGAAGCCCUUCAGGAAAAACUGGUUUUAACUCUACAUACGAUCUAAACAUGCCUAAAGACGAUCUUGUUGAUAUCUUGAGCGUGGCCACCAAGGGUCAAUUGUUUCAGUUCAAUGGUGCCCUGUAUAAGCUAAAGCAAAUCAGUAAUGUGGCUAUGGAGUCACCCCCUCGGGCCCUUGUUAGCAUGUGUGUUCCUUGUUAGCAUGUGUGUUUAUGUAAUCAUUGGGAGAAAAACUAGAGCUGGGGCCAAGCAGCCUGGAGUGUCUAUUACCGCAGAUAUGUUGAUAAUACCCUCACUGUUAUGCCCGAUAUACAGUAACUACAGCUAUAGAUUUAGAGUACUUUAAUUCCUUUGAAGUUUUGAACUCACAUUUAAUUCCAUUCUUUGGUGAUUGCGCCAAAAGGUCACGGAAACGUGGGGACAUUAUUCUGUUAUACCAUGUUUACCAAGGAAAUUGUGUUCCGUAGUCUUAAGGCUGACGUCUUUCGCAUUCUUUAAAAAAGUGAUUUACGCAACAGGACGGCAGGAAGAAGAGGACGGCAAAACUCUUGUGUCUGACAAACGUGACGGGGCUAUUACUUGAGUGUUUUGCUGGAAAUUCUCUUAACAUUGAUGUUUACUUGCCCUUCUACAAAAAGAUCUGUUAUAGGAAUGUGAAGUUUGGCGGAAGGUGUUUUCAAACGAAAUUAUGGUCACGCUUGUCACACAAGGUCUGCCGUCUUCCCUCUACCGUCCUGGGCCGGGUUGUUCAAAGCCGGGUUAACUUAACCCAGGGUUAGUACAAAAUUUGAAUUCAGAUAUGAAAGCUUAAAAAGCAAAUUCAGUUUAAUUCUUUUUGUGUACAAUUUGAUGAUUAAAUACUCUAAAUAGAGUAGAGAAAAUUUUCCGAGAAAAUGCUUUUAAUGAAAAGAAAAAGAGACCCAGGUUAAAAUUUAACCCUGGGUUAGCGCUAACCGGCCUUCGAACAACUCGGCCCUGUUGUGUAAGCUCACUAAUGAAAGGGGUGGGGGGGGGGGGGGGGGGGGGGGGGGGGGGUUUGGUUUGGGGGGGAGGGGUUUUUUAGAAAGGCAAUAAAAAUGCUUCCCUUUUUUUGGAAUUUCCGGGUGUGUUCCCAUUGGUUUUUCCCUAGUUGUUUUUGUAAGAAAAGGGGGAGUGGUGCAAGCUUUUUUUUUAGUGUUAAGAACUUUAUUAGAUGGGAGGGUAUAAAGAAAAAGAAAAGAAAAAAAAAGUAAAAAAAAAAAAUGUUAUGAAAAAAAGAAAUAGAGGACAGAUGAAAUAGUUAGAGGGGGUGGGGCGGGCACGGGGGGAGGGGGGGGGGGGGGGGGGGGGGGGGGGCGGGGGGGGUGGGGGGGGGGGGGGGGGUGGGGAGGGGGGCGUGAGGUUUUGGUUUGGAUGGCAGAGUUUUCUAGUAAUGACAUCAUAAUAGCUUCCAUUAGUUUGCAAUUACCGGUGCUGUGCCAUUAGUGAUUACCUAGUUGGUUUUGUAAGACAAAUGGGACUGGUGCAAGCAUUUAUUUUGACUGACAGACACUCUAUUUAUUUAACAACAACAACAACAACAACAAAACAAGUGUUAACGAGCUUGCGGUAUCUCUUCCUUAAAUGUUUCUGUCCACUGUGUCUCUCACUAACUCACAGGAUGGAUUUACAGCCCCAGCAGAUAUUAUAAGCCCAGAUAUUAUGAAAUCAAGGCCGGCUUAUUACAAGGAUUCUACUAUAAGUUGCUCAGUUAAAAUGAAUAAAUUUAAGUAUACUGCUAAUGUGAUUUGAAAGAACUUGAUCAUUGGGUCUUUUCAUCUUUAGAUUUGUUGGACUGUCAUACCUGAGACCUUGCCUUGGUCUACGCAUUAAUGAUGAUGACAAGUACAUGAUUUUUCUCACACAAAAGGAGAUGCAGGUACUGGCAAGGAAAAGUGCUCCUGUCUUGUGGAUCAGGGGACCAGCAGGCAGCGGUAAAACCUUUCUGUUGAUUGAGAAAGCAAUAACCCUGGCGGAAGGCAUACUUGAGGACCAUAGCAAGGAAAAGGAAAAGAUCUUGGUCCUGUGCUAUAAUCAAGUCUUGUGCAAGGAUUUAGAGAAAAAAAUUAAGAGCCAGUUGCCAGCAAAUGAAGAUGUGAGAUCUUUCUUACAUUUUCAGACAUUUACCACACUUGUAAAAAGUUUGGCUUGCUAUCCCUGGACCCCAAAGAACAAGGAGGAGAAAGAAGAGUGUGUCAACGUAGCCUUGGAGAACCUUCAGACCCAGGCAGAGUCACCAUCGGGUAUUAAUUCGAUGUACGACCACAUCCUUGUGGAUGAAGGCCAAGACCUCUUUGGCGAGAACUGGCCAAAGCUUAUUCAGCACAUGCACAAGAAUUUCCAGCUUGACAAAGAAAAAUCUCGGGCUAAACGUGGUGUCUUCUGGGUGAUGUACGAUUUGAAUCAACACCUUUACUUUGCUAAAGAGCAGGCCGAUUCACACUUUGCAUUUCUCUCUAACAGUGCAGAGCUCAAUGAAGUUCUUCGGAACACUGGAAAUGUCUUUAUGCAGUCAAUGAAGUACUACGAAUCUUUGCCUGAUGACAGUCCAAUCACAUUAGGGCAUGGCUUACCUGGUCUGCCAAUUGAAUGGGACAAUUCUUUGGUCAGGAGAAGUGGUGAGGAAAGAGAAGGUGCUAGGUCAGUCGUCCAAUGGAUAAAGAAACUUGAAAAGCAAGGCGUCCGUCCAAGGGACAUUUGCAUUCUUGUUGAAAACCAAGAUAAACAGAGGCUGCUGAAACCUGAGAUUGAAGGCAUUGGAGAGCAGUGUCAAACUGGUGAUGACCUGGUUGAGAAGUUUCUCAGUUGUGCUGUAUUGGAAAGUAUUCGGCGCUUUAAAGGCAUGGAAUCAAAAGUGGUUAUCUUGUAUAACCCUCCCUUCCAGGAUGACCCAAUCAUCGGUACCAAGGAAUUGCUGUACACUGCAAUGUCCCGGUGCUCUUGCUUGCUUGUUGUCAUCUCUACAAAACAGGGAUGCAAGGCACUUAAGUCAGAUGUCGGUGUGAAUGAAGAAAGCAGAGGGAAAAGACCGUACACUUCACGGCUUUUAACAAGACCAGCAAGUGUGCUCCAAUCUCAGCAGCAGGGGAAUGUAAAUGAUGCUGAUGUCAGUCUUUGCAGUCUUCAGAAAAGUAGUCGUUCAGAAAGUCAGCAACCCUCUGGUGGUGGUGAUGAUGAUGAUGAUGAUGAUGAAGAUGUUUCAUUCUCUGAUCUCUUAGAAAUUUCACCUAAUCAAAUAAAGAAGUACAUGUAUCAUCAGAAGCUGAGCGAAAAACGAGCUGCGAGCAAUGAGCCACGCCCAAUGGAGGUUGAAGGUAGAAGCCUCAUUGAACCUGGCGACCCAAAUAUACCAGAUGCGAUACGAGGUAAUGCAUUCACUCUGCUUGAAGAGGUGGUUCGAGAAAACCUGAAAUACAUUCCAGAUGUGUGUAAGAUGAAUUACACAAUGAUAAUUGCAGCCAUUGAAUAUGAAGCCUACCAGAAAAGAAGAGCUGAAUGCCAACCCCGCAGAUACACGGCUGAUUUAAGAAAGCUGAAAAUGAAAAUCAUUACUUGCAAUAAAGAGAAGAUCUGCCACGACUGUGUCAUGAAUGCAUUGAAAACAGCCACCAAAAUAAGAGGUAUGGUUUUUGUGGAAUAUUUUAUC
This is a messenger RNA of Porites evermanni, 12594 nucleotides long. The record is from the annotation of a GenBank genome assembly. Lineage: Eukaryota; Metazoa; Cnidaria; Anthozoa; Scleractinia; Poritidae.